CAAAUAAAAUCGCUGAGUCAACAACAUGGUCACAAUUAGGGUAUUCAGCUAGAGAAAGUUGGAUCGAAGAUAUAUAUGACAAACAUAAAGUUCAAAUUGGGUUUAAUAGAUGGAUUGUACAAGAAUGUCUUAAGCAAAAAUUAAUAGAUAGAGCUGAUAAUUUUCGAAGAAAAAUAAACAAAAAGCAAAAUAUUACUAUACAAAGUAGAAAUAAUGAUCAAGAAUUUGAAUUACAAGGGGUUUCUACUUAUUAUAAUAAAGAAAAUACAAAUUUAGCUUAUACGUCUGAUAUAGAAUCUGAUGAUAAUCAGGAAACAAAUACAUUUA
This is a messenger RNA of Dentiscutata erythropus, 327 nucleotides long. NCBI's taxonomy places the organism in Eukaryota, Fungi, Glomeromycota, Glomeromycetes, Diversisporales, Gigasporaceae. The record is from the annotation of a GenBank genome assembly.